ACUCAUUAAUGAUUAAUGGACCUGCUCUGCUUAAUCCUGUUUAGUGGUCCUGAGUAGCACAAGGAGCAGUCAAGAUCAGAUGGACACCCCAGGCUCCUUUUUGUUGCACUAAAGCGUUCAACGGAAAAUGAAGCCCACUUUGUGUUUUUUGCUGGCUGGACUGUAUAUUGUUGCCCAGUGUCAUCAGCGCCCUUAUCACCACAAUAAGCAGGAUGAUCCUAAAGGGACAUAUUACCCAGAACAUAGUUCUCGUAGUGAAGGAGUUUAUCCAGAUAAAAAUAAAACCUUUAUCAAACUAGCUUCCAGCAAUACUGACUUUGCGUUUGCAUUUUACAAGUUGGUCACAUCCAAGGCAACCGAUAAAAAUAUUUUCUUUUCACCCAUAAGCAUCUCUACUUCCUUUGCAAUGGUGGCACUUGGUGCCAAAUCAGCAACACUGAUGCAGGUUCUGGACGGACUUGCCUUUAACCUGAAAAAGACUCAGGAGGAGGAAAUACAUGAAGGUUUUUGCCAACUCCUCAGCAUGCUGAAUCGCCCAGAGAGUGAGCUCCAGCUGAGCCUGGGCAGUGCCCUUUUUAUAGAUGAGGCACUAAAACCACUACAGAAGUUUUUGGAUGAUGUUAAACGCUUUUAUGAAUCUGAAGUCUUUUCUAUUGACUUUAACAACUCUUCUGGUGCUGAGAAUCAGAUCAACAGUUAUAUCAAGGAAAAAACAAAUGGGAAAAUUGUUAAGUUAGUGGAAGAUCUUGAUCCUGUCACUGCGAUGGUUCUUGUUAAUUAUGUCUUCUUCAAAGCCCAUUGGGAAAAACCCUUCAGUACUUUAUACACAAAACGGGAGGAUUUUUUUGUGGAUAAGAAAACGUCUGUAAAAGUUGACAUGAUGUAUCGGAAGGGUUACUACAGAAAUUACUACGAUGAAGAGCUGUCCUGUUGGCUGGUACAGAUACCUUACAAUGGAAAUGCUGCAGCAUUACUUGUUUUGCCCGAUGAAGGGAAGAUGAAGCAGGUGGAAGAUGCUCUCUUGAAGAGAACUGUGUCUCGAUGGGAGAAGUUCCUCCUAGACAGAAAAAUACAUCUGCACAUUCCUAGAUUUUCUAUUUCUGGUACCUAUGAUGUAAAAAAGAUAGUCAAACAAAUGGGGAUGAUUGAUCUAUUCACCGAACAAGCUGAUCUGUCAGGAAUUACUGAGGAGCCUGGACUGAUGGUUUCAAAAGUGAUCCAUAAAGCCUUGUUAAAUGUUCAUGAGAACGGCACUGAAGCAGCAGGAGUCACGGUAAAGGAAAUUAUAUGGAGAUCUGGUGAAUUUCCUGCUCCGCGUCGAGUCAAAUUCAACAGGCCCUUUCUCUUGAUGAUUCUGGAUAAAUUCACCCACACCAUCCUCUUCAUAGGGAAAAUUGUAAACCCUCUGAACUGAUUGGCCAGGGGGCAUGCUGUAGCACUUGCAUACAGUGCUAGCAGUGAUCCGGCAAAACACUUACACAUACACACGGCUAGGUACUAGUGCAUUUCUUUCAACCAUUAUCAUUAUAUGUUUAUAAUCCCUUAAAACAUAGACACUGUUUUUUCUUGCCCAAUAGUUACUGAUAUUUCCUCCUUGUCUACGGCUGUACACAGCUUGCAGCAUUAAAAAACAUAAGUCACCUUUCCUCUGUUCUGUAAGAAGCCUUUUCUGCCAUGCUCCGGUGGGGUAGUUGAGAUGCUUGAACACUCUCAGAUGAUCUACCUUACACUGCACACUCAGUGUGCUCAGGGAAGGGCAGGGAAAGGGAAUUAGGGAAAAGGAAGUGGGAGGCUGUGAGUCCUGGCUGUUUAAUCCACUGACUUUUGACAGGUGAUCUCAGCUGUAGAUUCCCUUAAUAACACAGUGAAUUCCAUUCCUUUCUUUGUUUUUUGCCAAGCAUGGCAUGAAGGAUGGCAGUCUGGGACACUGUAGGACACCCCGAGAAGGGUUUAUUGGUACAGCUCUUCUAGCUUGCCUUCCCUGUCUUUUCCUGAUAUGAAACUCUCCUCAUGCAGACAAGGUUGUUUUGCCUUGUAAAUGAUAUUUGUUCUACAAACAAAGGAAGCAAUACCAGCAACAAGA
Struthio camelus australis is the source of this 2083-nucleotide messenger RNA. Its product is annotated as alpha-1-antitrypsin. The record is from RefSeq and is a predicted model, not a curated record. Gene Ontology annotation, biological process: negative regulation of endopeptidase activity. Gene Ontology annotation, molecular function: serine-type endopeptidase inhibitor activity. NCBI's taxonomy places the organism in Eukaryota, Metazoa, Chordata, Aves, Struthioniformes, Struthionidae.